This is a messenger RNA of Anneissia japonica, 618 nucleotides long. Its product is annotated as potassium channel subfamily K member 13-like. The record is from RefSeq and is a predicted model, not a curated record. The transcript has a single exon. Lineage: Eukaryota; Metazoa; Echinodermata; Crinoidea; Comatulida; Comatulidae. Gene Ontology annotation, cellular component: membrane. The coding region runs from base 1 to 618 and encodes 205 amino acids. Gene Ontology annotation, molecular function: potassium ion leak channel activity. Gene Ontology annotation, biological process: stabilization of membrane potential; potassium ion transmembrane transport.
AUGACCACACCAUCUACGGAUUUUGGAAAGGUUGCCCUCAUCAUCUAUGGAGUUCCCGGUUGUGCUGCCAUGAUUCUGUUCUUCAAUCUGUUCCUGGAGAGACUCAUAACAUUCAUGGCCUUUCUAAUGAAAGACUGCCAUCGUCGUAAAGUUGAAAAGCGACGUAAGACACGGGGCAUCCCGGUAGGUGACGGACAUCCCGAUGAUUAUGAUGAAGAGGUUGAUAAUUGGAAACCGUCUUUAUUGUGGAUAAUGCUCUACCUAGUAACUGCAGCCAGUUUGAUCGCUGGUGCCGCUUCAGCAAUGUUCAUGCAUAGCGAAAAAUGGGGAUAUUUUGAUAGUGUUUACUUCUGCUUUGUUGCGUUCAGCACGAUAGGACUGGGAGACCAAGUGACAAUACAGAAAAAGGACUACGGAAACACAACUUUAUUAUCAUUAGGAAGUUUUUGUUUCCUGAUUGCUGGUGCCUGCUGUGUCUACUCUAUGUAUAUGGUCGGCUCUGUCGUUAUUAAGAUGUCUUUAACGUGGAUUUUACAAAAACUAAACUGUAUAAAAAAAGUGCAAACGAUACCUCAGACAAUGGCACCCCGAGCAAAUUCAGCUGGUACGAGAGUAUAG